GGCAUGAGAAUGAGCUAGCCUCCAGCACCUUAGGGGCCCGGCCAGCAGCCUACAGGAUACUCUCCCCUUUCCCCUCCCGUGACGGGGGGAAGGAUCCAAGGGUCCUUCCUGCACCCCCAACGUCCGCUGGGCUCCCACCUGGGCUGAGUAUGAGGCCAGUCACCAUGACACUGGAGCUGGUUCCUCACUUCCCUGACCUUGUCUGUCUCUCGCCCCCAAAGAGAUUAGUGUCCAGGUUACCCAAGCCUACAGCCGCUGCUUGGUGGCCUUGCCACCCCCACACCCUGCAGGUAUAAAGUCAGGUGGCCAAGGUAGGGAAGGCAUCAAGAAUGGAGAGACUCCAGGGGCUGCUACUGUGGCUGUUGCUGAGCCCAAGUGUGGUAGGGGCCUCCAGGGGCCCCCUGCGGCCACUGUGCCGGCCUGUCAACGCGACCCUGGCUGCAGAGAACGAGGCCUGCCCAGUCUGUAUCACCUUCACCACCAGCGUCUGUGCCGGCUACUGCCCCAGCACGGUUCGAGUACUGCCGGCUGCCUUGCCGCCUGUGCCCCAGCCUGUGUGCACCUACCGUGAGCUGCGCUUCGCGUCUGUGCGCCUCCCUGGCUGCCCCCCUGGUGUGGACCCCAUGGUCUCCUUCCCCGUGGCCCUCAGCUGCCGCUGCGGGCCCUGCCGUCUCAGCAGCUCUGACUGCGGGGGUCCCAGGGCUCAACCGCUGGCCUGCGACCUCCCCCACCUCCCCGGCCUCCUCUUCCUCUGAGGAGCUGGCAGGUCUUCCAACUGCCCCUCCCAAUAAAGGCUAAUUUACAACUGCA
This is a messenger RNA of Peromyscus maniculatus bairdii (prairie deer mouse), 810 nucleotides long. RefSeq names its product lutropin subunit beta. Gene Ontology annotation, biological process: G protein-coupled receptor signaling pathway. The record is from RefSeq and is a predicted model, not a curated record. NCBI's taxonomy places the organism in Eukaryota, Metazoa, Chordata, Mammalia, Rodentia, Cricetidae. Gene Ontology annotation, molecular function: hormone activity. Gene Ontology annotation, cellular component: cytoplasm; extracellular region.